Messenger RNA from Mytilus trossulus (common blue mussel), 2075 nucleotides. RefSeq lists its product as uncharacterized. The transcript is spliced from 8 exons. The record is from RefSeq and is a predicted model, not a curated record. Gene Ontology annotation, molecular function: actin binding; muscle alpha-actinin binding. Bases 173 to 2071 code for a protein of 632 amino acids. NCBI's taxonomy places the organism in Eukaryota, Metazoa, Mollusca, Bivalvia, Mytilida, Mytilidae. Gene Ontology annotation, biological process: muscle structure development; actin cytoskeleton organization. Gene Ontology annotation, cellular component: Z disc; filamentous actin; adherens junction.
CCAAUAAAUAAAUAUAAUGAUGAAGUAGAUUGUGUUCAUAUGUUGGUGAUUAACUACACGGAUAUGAUAUAACACUUGUAAGAAAUAGUAACCUAUCUGGUAUCCAACACAGUUCACUAUCAGGAGGGACACGGCAAACGUCGGGGAUGGUGCCUAGAAUUUGACAAUCAAAAUGCUGGUGAAGUUGUACCGGGACUCGUUCGAAACCCCCUGGGGAUUCCGUCUACAGGGUGGAAAGGAUUUAAACCAACCCUUAGUUCUACAGAGGGUAUUUUCGAACAGUCCUGCGGAGGGGGAACUUCAAAGGGGAGAUAUUAUCCUUUCCAUUAACGGACGUGACUCCGGAAGUUUUACCCACAAACAGGCACAAGAUAUCAUCAAGUUUGCCGGUGGCCAGAUAGAAAUUAACGUCCAAAGACCGUCCCCAGGAAGUGUUCAUAUUCCGCCACUACAACCGACCAGUCCGACAAGGGCACCAUCAAACUUCGUUGGUAGACGAACUUCCGAUACAACUCAUAACAAUAUGCCGCCACCACCAAUUGCUGGCCACAAGCCCAGGAAAGUCACUCUGAACAAGUUUGGAGGAGGAACAACAUCAUUUGGACAAUCUUUUAAAAAAACGACAACUACAAAUAAUUGGCAACCUGUAUCAGGUCCCGGGUCCUCUCAGGGUAUGAUGGGCCGCGUACAAGAUAGUUUAGACAGCGCGUUAUCGCCAACUAGUCCCCCACAAGGAAGCUACUAUCAACAACAGCCACAGUUUCAACAGCAACCCCAGUAUCAACAACAACAACAACAGCAACAGCAAUAUAGACCUCCACAACAGCAACAGUAUCAACCCCCAACCCAGCAACAGUAUCAGCCCCCACCUCAACAACAAUAUCGACCCCCACCCCAGCAGCAGUACCAGCCUCCACCCCAGCAACAGUACCAACCUCCACCCCAACAACAAUAUCAACAAGCACCCCAGCAACAAUACCAGCCACCACCCCAGCAAUACCAACAGGAACAAGAAGAGCCAUACACACCAACAUUUCAGACUGUUGGAGAUUUACAGCCUGAUUAUGUCAGGGCUGAAGAUCCGGUACCCGAGGAGGAAUAUGAAUUUUCAUCUGUAAGAGACAGAAAACAACAGUUCGUAGACAAACCUGACAGGGCACCUGCUGGUCACAUCAGACAUAAUGGCGAUGCAGAUGAUGAUUACCCCCACUGUGCGGUGUGGGAAAGGCGGAAACUUUUUAUGCCGAAAGAACUUAGACGGCAAAAGAAAAAGUUUACACAAAGUGUAGCACAAGGUUAUGAAGCGUUUGGAACUGAUUAUUCCAAACCAAGACCACAACAACAAGAGCAAACACGAUUUCCUAGACCUGCUCCUCCAACACAGGUGCCAAUUAAUAGACCUCCUCCACAACCGGAAGUAGAUGAAGGUCCAAAACCAUGGACAGGUACUCUUCGAAGUGAGAGUACUGGCGGAAUAAAACCUUGGGAAGUAGAAGAUCAGGAGUAUAUCAUGCCUUCUCAGCUAGAAGCUAUGAAACAACAGCAACGUAGUUCUAGACCGCAGACACGGCAACCACAACAACAACGACAACCACCUGCUGUAUCUCCAAAACCAAAGGGAACAUCACAGCAAAUCAAGGUGCAAGUGGCGAAACCUCAACAGUCUGCACCUGCACCAGCAAGACAGAUAAGCAUCAGGUCGGUCAAUAAUGAACCAACUGAAGGUGGACCUAAAGCGGUUCACUUACAAUAUAAUUCACCCAUGGGUCUCUAUUCAAGAGACAACGUAGACAAGACAUACCAAGCCCAAAUUCAGGAUGGUCCGGAGGAGACCUCUUCUACCGUCUCUAAACCACAACAGCAGCAGCAGUAUCAGCAGCAGCAACAACAAAAAGAUGGGGAUCGAGAUUGGAAUCAGUCCUAUGUUUAUAAAAUGGUGAAGGAGGAGAAAAAACGGGAGACAAAAACGUAUCCGGGACAAGCUCCUGUCACAACUCAGACUUAUUCAUCUAAGACGUAUCAGACCGGUCAGCCUACAGUUGAUCAAACCUAUGGUAUUUCAGACUUUUGAGUAC